Molecule: messenger RNA, 1804 nt
Organism: Diospyros lotus (date-plum)
Lineage: Eukaryota; Viridiplantae; Streptophyta; Magnoliopsida; Ericales; Ebenaceae
Product: pathogenesis-related thaumatin-like protein 3.5
Exons: 4
Coding region: 604-1476 (290 amino acids)
Biological process (GO): defense response
Cellular component (GO): extracellular region
Source: RefSeq, a predicted model, not a curated record
GCUCAUCUUGUUAUUCAUACUAACAAACACCUUGGAAAUCAUUCAUCAAUUUGGUAUGUCAAUGCAUUUCAAAGUCAGUGCUUGGAAUCAAUCAUAUUUAACCCCUUUUAGCUGUUGUUAAUCUAAACUAUUUGCUUUUCAGUUUACAGUUACAACUGAAAGCAACUUGUAACUUUCAGUUACAAUUGUAACUUUCUGUCUUUUCUCUCUCUCAGCUCUCUCUCUCUGUUCUUUCUGAUCUCUCCCACUUUCUCGAUUACUUUCUCUUUGUUUCUUCUUAGUUACCUAAGAAACCUUAGGUCAGGUCCAGGUACCUGACAAGGUGCUUUGGACAUCUUGAGUUUGGGGAGAGGGAUGGAGGGUCUUCCAGUUCUUUAAGGUCUCAUAGAUGAUACGAGGGAGAAAUUGAUCUGCAAAGUAGAAAAAAGAGAAUGGGUUUACUGCCUACACAUACUGAUGCAACCUUUAGGAGGUUUAUAUUGUAAUUUUGCAAGACAACUGUCCCUUCUAAUUUCCUUUUUCUGAUACUGUUCUAUGUUGAAGCCUUGGAUCUGCAUGGUCCGUGCAAUUUGGUAAAGGAAGGAAUUGCUUCAAAAUAAGGCCAUGCAAGAUAAAAGAAAUCCUAAACCCAAAAGGGAGAUCUUGCGGCUGAUUGACUCCACAAAGAAAGGCAUACUUGGUGGUGCCGGGGCGCAGCUAUCGACAACGGGGUUCCAAUUAGACUCCGGCCAAAACCUCAGAAUUCCGGCAUUUCCAGGGUGGUCAGGCCGGAUAUGGGCCAGAACAGGGUGCACAUUUGACGAGUCGGGGAUAGGUACAUGCCUGACAGGGGACUGUGGGGGCAGGCUGCAGUGUGAUGGCAUUGGAGCCGCACCACCCGUUUCUCUCUUCGAGAUCACACUUGGCACCGGUGAUCAGAUGGACUUCUAUGAUGUCAGCAUGGUUGAUGGUUACAAUCUCCCUCUUGUUGCCUCCCCCCAAACUGCGGUAUCCGGAGGAUGCAAUGCUACAGGAUGCGUUGCCAACAUCAACAUGGGGUGUCCGAAAGAGCUUCAGGUGGUGGGUGGGGAUGGAGGAGAGGAAGGCGGAGUGGUAGCAUGCAAGAGUGCAUGUGAGGCAUUUGGGCUCGACCAAUAUUGCUGCGCUGGGGAGUUUGCUAACCCAACUACCUGCAGGCCAUCUUUCUAUUCCUCCAUUUUCAAGAGAGCUUGCCCCAGAGCAUAUAGCUAUGCGUUUGAUGAUGGCACCAGCACCUUCACCUGCAAAGCUAAUGAGUAUGCCAUCGUCUUCUGCCCCAACAUGGCUGCAGGAAUGAAGAGAUUAAGUGGAGCAGCCCCACCUCCCCCAAUAUUCCGGGAGCAACGCAGCCAUGGAGAGAUUGCAGACAUGGUUGCUUCUUCCAACAACAUUCUUUCUCCAAUACCAGCGGUUAUUUCCAUAUUACUUGUGGUCCUUGCUUCGAGUUUGUUCUUCUGAGACGUCUCUAUUGUCAGAGCUUCACCAUCUCUGAUAAGAAUCCCACUUAAUUAUGAAAGGGAGGCUGGUUCAUGACCAACAACUAGGUCCAUUCUUUUAGUCUGGGAUAUGAGGAAUGAUUGAUUGUAACCUGUAAGAGAGUUUAUUCCAGUUGCGCAGCCAUUGGCAUUGUUGUCACUCAAAUGUGAAAUGAAUAAAAGAAAGUGCAGCAAAGCAAGUGGCUUUUACAAAAAAUAUGUUUCUCAGCCUCUUUGGAUCCUCCAAUCACGUGAUUGGUUUUUAUAUAUGCACUACCUAUAUACAUAUGUAUAUAGAACAAUUAUUAUUA